Molecule: messenger RNA, 7859 nt
Organism: Cygnus olor (mute swan)
Lineage: Eukaryota; Metazoa; Chordata; Aves; Anseriformes; Anatidae
Gene: MYO1H
Product: myosin IH
Exons: 32
Coding region: 617-3733 (1038 amino acids)
Biological process (GO): actin filament organization; vesicle transport along actin filament
Cellular component (GO): actin cytoskeleton; cytoplasm; microvillus
Molecular function (GO): microfilament motor activity; ATP binding; actin filament binding
Source: RefSeq, a predicted model, not a curated record
UCCAAAACAGAGCUCUGACGUUUCUAAAGGAAUCUGUUAGCAGUGCUGCUCCAAGCUCAUCUGUCUUGGACAGACUCGAGACUCAUUUCUAUUUUAAAUCAGAUGGCUCCAGAGAUGCCUGCUUACUGCGCGGCAUUCUUGUGGCAUGAGUUGUAUUUGCUUAGAUCUCAAGGGUGUAACAACAGAAGAACAGGCAAAAAGGUCAUAAACGUUUGGCAUCACAAUAGAUUUUCUAGAAUGCCAGCUGGAAACAGAGUUGAACAAAUAGACUGAAGUGUGCCUCAGGAUCCUUGUGUCCAGCAUUAAAUAAGGCUCUGAUUUCUGGUGGGGGUGGGAAGCCUUAGUGCUGAGACUGUAACACAAGUGUGCUCCUGUCAGUAAGAAUUAUCUUUUGCUGUUAGCAAAAACUGAUUCCGUUGGGAAAUGGAUGGUUUUAAAUAAACUGUCUGUUAAACAGGUGUCUUUCCACUUGUCUAUUAGAAAUAUAAAUGACUGAGGUUUUUAAUUUUAAGUCUUGAACGCUCCUGUUAUAAUCAGCAUUUACUAGCUGAGGACAAAUCAGAAAUGUUUUUGCCCUGCUCAGCUCCCCAGAUCUUACUGUUCAGCUUUUUCCUCAAUGACUCCGAGCCAUCAGAAAGAAGAGGUGGAAGAUAAUACCUACGCAAACAUGGAAGGGGCUUUGAUAGCCCGGGACAGAGUUGGGGUGCAGGACUUUGUGCUUCUGGACUCCCACACCAGUGAGACCUCUUUCCUGAACAAUCUUCGCAAGCGAUACCAGGAGAACCUCAUCUAUACAUACAUUGGUACUCUUCUUGUAUCUGUCAACCCUUACAAAGAGCUGGAUAUCUACACAGUGACACAGAUGCAGCUUUAUCGAGGGGUGAACUUUUUUGAACUGCCACCACAUCUAUAUGCCAUAGCUGACAAUGCCUACCGGGUGAUGUGCAGUGAAUACAACAACCAUUUCAUCCUCAUCUCCGGGGAGAGUGGAGCUGGAAAGACAGAGGCUUCCAAGAAGAUUUUGCAAUACUAUGCAGUAACCUGUCCAACUACAGAGCAGCUGCAGGUCGUCCGUGAUCGUCUGCUACUGUCCAAUCCUGUUCUGGAGGCUUUUGGAAAUGCAAAAACUCUGCGUAAUGACAACUCAAGUAGAUUUGGGAAAUACAUGGAUAUCCAAUUUGAUUUUAAGGGAGCUCCGGUAGGAGGGCACAUCCUCAGUUACCUGAUUGAGAAAUCCCGAGUUGUCCAUCAAAACCACGGAGAGAGGAAUUUCCAUAUUUUCUACCAGUUAUUAGAGGGUGGAGACAAGGAUCUUCUUUGUUGGCUUGGGCUGGAGCGCAACCCCCAGAAGUAUGCUUAUCUCAUACAGGGUCGAUGUGCCAAAGUGUUUUCUAUUAAUGACAAGAAUGACUGGAAAAUAGUCCGCAAAGCUUUUUCUAUCAUUGACUUUACUGAGAAAGAUUUAGAGCAUCUCUUUGGAAUUGUGGCUAGUGUCCUGCACCUGGGGAACAUUCAGUUUGAAGAAGAUAGCAACGGACAUGCCAUCAUUCGCAAUGGCACUCAGAUCAAAUGGAUUUCAAAGCUACUAGGUGUCCACUUGUCCAUUCUGCAAGAAGCCCUCACCCAUCGGAAGAUCGAAGCCCGAUCCGAAGAGGUCCUAAGCCCAUUAAAUGUGGAUCUGGCAUUCUAUGCUCGCGAUGCAGUUGCAAAGGCAAUUUAUGGACGGACUUUCACUUGGCUGGUCAACAAAAUUAAUGGCUCUCUAGCCAACAAGGAUUCAACUCGGAAAACAGUUAUUGGCCUGCUGGAUAUCUAUGGUUUUGAAGUGCUGGACACAAACAGCUUUGAGCAGUUCUGCAUUAAUUACUGCAAUGAGAAACUCCAGCAGCUGUUGAUUGAGAUGACCUUGAAAGCAGAGCAGGAGGAGUAUGAACUGGAAGGAAUAGAGUGGGAACCAAUUCCAUAUUUUAACAAUAAGAUCAUCUGUGACUUGGUUGAGCAGAAGCAUAAAGGAAUAAUCUCCAUUCUGGAUGAAGAGUGCUUACGACCUGGUGAAGCAACUGAUUUGAGCUUCUUGGAAAAGCUGGAAGAGAAAGUAGGAGAUCACGCCCACUUCGUGACUCGCAAGCUUGCAGACCAGAAAACACGAAAAUCAAUCGAUUGGGUGGAUUUUCGCCUCCUUCAUUAUGCAGGAGAAGUCACGUACUGUGCUGUUGGAUUUCUGGAAAAGAACAAUGAUCUCCUAUAUAGAAACCUGAAAGAGGUGCUGUGCAACUCUAAAAAUGGAAUCAUUAGAGACUGCUUUUUACUGUCAGAACUAGACAACAGGAGGAGGCCAGAGACUGUUGCAACCCAGUUCAAAAACAGUCUGAUGAGUCUAAUAGAAAUCUUGAUGUCCAAGGAGCCUUCUUAUGUGCGCUGUAUUAAACCAAAUGAGAACAAGGAGCCUGGGAAGUUUGAUGAUUUCCUGAUCCGACAUCAGGUGAAAUACCUGGGACUGAUGGAGCACUUGCGGGUGAGACGAGCUGGCUUUGCAUAUCGGAGGAAGUAUGAACUCUUCUUGCAAAGGUAUAAAUCCUUGUGUCCAGCGACGUGGCCACACUGGCAUGGGCCAGCAGCUGAGGGUGUGGAGAGGCUCAUCAAGCAUAUUGGUUAUAAGCCUGAGGAAUACAAGUUAGGGAGAACCAAAAUAUUCAUUCGUUUCCCAAAGACUCUGUUUGCUACUGAAGAUGCAUUUGAAUUCAGAAAGCACCUCUUAGUUUCAAGACUACAAGCCAAAUACAAAGGAUGCCUUGGGAAGAGGGAGUACCGGAAGAAGAGAGAAGCAGCUAUCAAGCUGGAGGCUUGCUGGCGAGGAGCACUGGCACGGAAGGAGGCCAAGAAGAGGAUGUGGGCUGUUCAGAUAAUCAGGAAAUUCAUAAAUGGCUUCAUCAAUCGGAAGAAACCUCUUUGCCCAGAGAACAUUGAAUUUGUGCGUCUUGUGCAGUACAGCUACAUCAUGAAGCUCAGAGACCGUGUUCCAAAAAAUGUUUUGGACAAGAGCUGGCUCCGACCUCCUUCUAUCCUGGAAGAGACAUCUGAGAUGCUAAAGAAAAUCUGCAUUAGGAACCUAGUAAGAAAAUACUGCAGAGGUGUCACUGCUGAGAGGAAAGUGCAGUUACAGCAAAAAGUUGUAGCAAGUGCCGUUUUCAGAGGGAAGAAGGAAGGCUACCUGCAGAGCAUAAACCAGCCUUUUGCGGAUACUCGACUGAAAGAGAAUGACAUAAACCCCAAAGUACUGCAGCUCAUCCAAGGUGAGAAGAUCAAGUAUGCAACCCCCGUGGUGAAGUAUGACAGGAACGGGUUCAAAGCUCGAGAGCGCCUGCUUGUUCUGACCCAGUCCUCGGCAUAUGUGGUGGAAAUGGCAAAGAUCAAGCAGAAGAUAGACUACGCCACUUUGAAAGGUAUUUCUACCAGUAACCUGAGUGAUGGGAUUGUAGUCAUUCAUGUUCCUGAGGACAACAAACAGAAGGGAGAUGUGAUCCUUCAUUGUGAACAUAUCUUCGAGGUAGUCAGUAAACUCUGCCUGCUGGCCAAUAAGCAAAAUCUUGUUAAAGUUGUGCAGGGAAGUCUUCGUUUUCGCAUUGGCUCUGGGAAGGAAGGGACCAUGGUGUUUACUGUUGGGCAGGAGUCGCAGAUCUUUAAAGCCAAAAAUGGACAACUAACAGUGGUGUCAACCCAAGCAAAGUCUUGAUGAGAAGCAGUUCCUGUUUCUGGUCACUGUCUUGGCUAGGAACAGAAAGGAGCCUGCAGGAUGAGACCAGCACCCGCAUCUCCCCUGAAAUCUUUGAUGCCAUAGGGCUGCUGUGCUUUGAGAGUUUGCUUGUGUCUGUUAGGCACCUUUUUAUAGCUUAAAACUACUCAGUUUUAUCACAACUCAUUACCUUGCUGUAACAUUCCAGGAAGCAUAGAUGCUUGUCACAUGCUGUCACAGGGAGAUGUUUAAACAAAACGUUGCAAUUCCACUUGUAAAAUGUCGAUCUCUGCACCACGUAUAACCUAAGGCCGAGAGCGCUGACCAGUCAGGAAGCAUUCAGAUAGAAUGGAAGGUUUCUCCAAGCUGUACUUUGUGUACUUUACGUCACUGUACUAAUCCCACGAACAACGUGAAAUGCAGAUGAAUGAAGUUGUUUCUCUCAGGCAGCAUGCAGAGCUAUGUUUGAAUGCAGCAGCAAGGCUGGCACUCAUCUUUCUGAGUUGAUGCAUCCUCAGGAUAUCUCAGCAAGCUGCUUUGUCUACUCUGCUGUGGGGCUAGGAGAUUGUUCCUGUCCCUGCAAAGCAGCUAUGCACAGUGCAGUGAGACUCCAGGGGUGGCAACUUGACGGAUGACCACAGCUCUUCCCCUUUAAGAGGGAUGACAUGCUGCCUUGGUGUAAUUCAGUUCAGAAGAAAACAGUCUCCUGCUGGUUAAGAACCUUUGUAUCUAUCAGAGCUGAGAUUCUGCUCACUCCUGAGAGUGGGGUAGGCAUCACUGUUCCCCUAAGGUGUGUAUUGUGGCAGCUACAAGGGCAAUUCCCUCUGCUCUCUCCUGCCUGGAAGCUGCAGUGGUGCUGCCAGUCUGGUUGUAGUCCUUACUCUGCUGCCUCAUGUUGAGGCAAACUUGCUUGGUCUAGGCUGAAACUGCAGCCUAAGGAGCCCUGACUUGCUGACUUCAAGUUCUGCAGUCCUUAGAGUGAGAUUAGUGGUGACUUGGCCAUGAGGUUACCAGGAGGUAAAGCUAACAGCUGAGUGAGGAGGGUGUGCAAUAUUGCUUACCGAAAGUUCUCUUGAGCUCCACGGACCCUAAGGACAGCAUGCUAGCCAGUGAACUCCAAAUGAGUAAUAAAGCAACUCCCAUGUAAAUAUGAAAUAUUUUCUAAUUUCUUUUGUUAUAUUAAAAAAAAAAAAGUACAUAUUGCAAACAUCAACCAUACACUGAAAUCCAUCUUAAGCUUUUUUGUGUAUAAGUACAAAAUGGGAGGGAAUGAUUGUACAGAACACGAAACACAACACUUCCGUUAAGACUAAAAGGUUCCACUCGCCCCUUGCACAAAGGUAAGACUGGAGCUUGGAGACUUCCCCCAGGGCUUUGACCAGGUCAUGUCCUGCAGCAGGGUGGGCUCCAGAACCUGGCUGUACAAAUACAGGAGCGGCUGCUUUGUGGAGCUCCAGCUAUUCCGAGAGGUGGGAGCAAACGCGUUCUCAGCUAGCCUGGGGCUGGUGAUUACUCUUGCCUGUUCUGUACACCCCUAACGGUGUCACCAGCUGCUGAUUUGAAGCUUUUCUGCAUCGUUCUAAUGGACAAAAAUCACUUCCAAGGGCAAGGCUUCAGCCUGCGCUACUCUAGUGUCAGUAUUACUGGGUGCUGGAGGGUACCAUGCACGAAUCCCAGGAGCCAGGGCUGCACUGUUUAUGCCAUGCAGUACUCCAGAAGCUUAGGCGCUGCUUGUGAGCAGGGCGGCUGCCCUGCACCCUAACCUCCCCCGAAAGCUGCAGUGGCAAAACCAUUUAAAGUCAAAGGCUCAAGAGCUAGGAGCAUUUGUGCAAUGGCAGUAAGUGGCUGUGGGAGCUGGUUUUGUUCACUAAGUCUCAACAAAGCAAGGACAAGCGGCCAGUAUGUAAAGGCUGUUGUAACGUGACAGCAAUACAGCGUUAUUAACACUGUUAUUACACAGCUGGGGCAAUUAGCUCAGAUUGGAGUGUGUUAAGGCAGAGCCUGCCCUUAAUCCAAUACCAAAACUGAAACCUACUCAAACUCUCCUGGAGUGACUAAAGCAAUGCCUACAAUAAACAGCUGUAAAAGAUUAAAAAAAAAAAUCACCCCCUAUCUUUUAAGAACGUAGUUUGCAAGACCUGAACGAGGAAAUCCCGAAGCCAGUUACGAAUCUAUUUACAGAGACGUUAAUCACAGAGCUGUGACCUGUCAGGUGCUCAGCACCGGUGUCGACACGUCAUCUGGAGCCAAAGCUGCUCUUGCACCCCAGGAAGGGACCGGAUGGUGUUUGACCAGCCCCCACUGGCCAAAGCUCCUCUGCCCCUGUGCUGAGCCACCUGCUGGCCCCACAACCGCACACCCAGCCGAGCAGGAGGGUGAGGUGGCCUGGCCCCCACACACCCAGGACCGAGUCAGUUCCGUAUCGCUAACAAAGCGAGCAGGGGUUGCUGCAGGACUUGCGCUGUAUUGUACGGGACGCAGCUGGUGCUUUCACACCCCCCCCCCAUGGCCUGCAAGAGCACAGCACAGCCGCUGAGACACAGGAGUCAGAAAAUGGCUUAAAACGGGGCAGAGCGUAGCCCCCCUCGAGGGCAGUAGGCCUGUUACGGACACUCAGACCCCCACCAACGGCCCCGGAAUUCACCAGUAAGUGUCAAAGUACACGGUGCCAGAGAGCAACCCCGGGGACUUUACUUCCAUGCUCCCCAGCUUAUCGCAUGAGGAAGGUCAGGGAGAGGCACUGGGGCCUCACAACGAUCUGCACCAUGGACUUGUACGAACCCACAGCGUGCACCGGUGCCAACGCAUGCAGGUACGGCUUAAAACAGGAGCCCAGGGUAGGAAGGACAUAGCUGAAGCUGCUGAACUACACCGAUACGGCCGGGCACUGCUGAGUUCUUACUUAUCAGUAGCUGAAGAAAGAUAAGAGGAGACAGGACCAACACUCACAUCUGCCACAGACGGUGUCUGUGAUUUAGAAAAGUCUUUGGUUACUAGAAAGACAGCUUCGGCCUAACCGUGGAAGUUUUUAGUCUUACAUGAUGCCCCAGAAGCGUACCACCGAGCAAACAAAAGGCUUUAGCCUUAGCAGUUAGAUCCCAGACAGCUUCUCUGCAAUUUGAAAUAAAAGCAGCAGCGUAACAUAGCCGGUGAUGCUGACCACACCUUUGGUUUUGGGCGUGUCAGGACGCCACCAUCAGCCCUGAGCCAGGAGCAGGACUCCUUGGAGCACGAAGUUUACAGAAGCAAAUACCCGCCUCACUGCGUAAAGAGCUGCUGCUCUGUGAGCCACCUGGCUGUCGAGGCCAGCGUUAGAUAUUCCAGGUGAAGAGUGAAAAAUAAUGGAAUAAACCGAAGUACUGUGGGGGCUGCCAGGCUGCCAUCCUGCCUGGAAGUUUAAGACUCGCUGCCGCUGGUUUCUCUCCCUGCCAAGAUUUGCUGCAUUGACCAUUACAGCCGUAGCUCUUCUCACUAUCCUUUAGCAUCCAAUCCUAUUGAGUUACACACGAUCUUCUACCACUAUAAUUGCUACUUGACUCCACACGAGGCAACACGAGACUAGGAGGUAGAUAAAACACUCAUUUAUAAUAGAGGACUACUCUCAGGAAGCGAGACGAUACAGCUUUCUCUACACAUUUCAGCUCCGCCCUUUGACACACAGCUGCCAUUUCUGCAAAGAGACUUGGAAAUAUGCUCAGGGAAAGGCAAACGAGGAUCAGCCACCUCUGGGCCACCGUCCUUUCCUCCCCGUGGUACUCACUGCGAGACAACGCUCCUCUAUCAGUCACAGAACCCAACUACGGCUGCUGGCCUCCAGCCUACGUGAGGCAGGCAUGGAGUGGUUGAACCCGCGAUGAAAUCUAACCCGUGGUGAAGGCAGGACAGCAAGCACGGCUUACUGAUCCGUAAUUUGAUGGAAGUAGGCCCCCCAGUGCAGGUGUGGGGUCAGGCAGAAGUUCUAAGCUCCAACUGGUAGCAACACCCCCAAGGAAAAGCCGUCCGGUGCAACUAGCUCCUGACCCUCCGUCUGGAGGAAUUUUAACAUCUCCCCCCCAGCACUGCACCGACAAAGCAAAGGGGUUUUUUGAGACAAAGGUCUCCACAAUUCCGUGCUGGAGAAGCUCCA